Molecule: messenger RNA, 390 nt
Organism: Pocillopora meandrina
Lineage: Eukaryota; Metazoa; Cnidaria; Anthozoa; Scleractinia; Pocilloporidae
Source: the annotation of a GenBank genome assembly
AUGGAAACGUGGUUUUGGGUUCUCGCCUGCUUCCUUUCCAUCCUCACGAUGGUUGGAAAUGGAUUUGUCAUCUUCCUCGUCUGCAGAAGACGUCAGCUUCGCACCAAAACCAAUACAUUCAUCGUUUCUUUAGCAGUGGCUGAUUUUUGUGUCGGGCUGAUUGCUGUUCUUUCACCUUUUGUAUGCAACCUUGCAAAUUGCAACCCACCAAAUAUAGAAGGAUUGCUUGUGCUGUAUAUAAGAAUAUUCAUAGUCUAUGCAUCUGGAUCAAACUUGCUUAGUUUAGUUCUGGAACGCUACAUCGCCGUGGUGAAACCUUUAAAGUAUUUGACUUUUGUAACGCGCCGCAGAGUCACUCAGAUGGUUGUUAUUUCUUGGGUAAUUCCUCUC